ACAAUCUUCAACGCCGUCGUUGCAACGUUCAAAAAAGAAAUUUUAAAACAGCAGCGCUUCACCAACUCUCUUCUUUUAUAUACUCCAGUCCAGAACCCACAAGAUCAAUUUCACACAUUUCUUUCGCUCUCUUCACUGGAACGCGUAGAAGAAGAGCGAAGAAAACCCUCCCUGAGUGUCUCUUCUUCUGUUGUGUCGAAAUAAAUCCGUCUCGGUUUAUUUUCUCACCUGUCCAAAAGAAAGAAACAAUGGCUGCAGUUAAUGGGUACCAAGGUAACACGCCCAUAGCCGCUCCCACAGGGACACCCUCGAAGCAGGCUGUGCCAAUGGCGAAGACUGUUGAUACACAAUCUGUGCUCAAACGAUUACAAUCGGAACUGAUGGCGUUGAUGAUGAGUGGAGAAUCUGGAAUAUCUGCAUUCCCUGAGGAGGACAAUAUAUUCUGCUGGAAAGGAACAAUCACAGGAAGUAAAGACACAGUUUUUGAAGGAACUGAAUACAAGCUAUCCCUUUCUUUUCCAAACGACUACCCCUUUAAGCCUCCAAAGGUAAAGUUUGAAACCAGCUGCUUCCAUCCUAAUGUCGAUCUCUAUGGCAACAUUUGCUUGGACAUUCUUCAGGAUAAAUGGUCAUCCGCUUAUGAUGUUCGAACAAUACUAUUGUCUAUCCAAAGCCUACUUGGAGAACCAAAUAUAAACUCGCCUCUAAACACUCAAGCUGCUCAACUUUGGUCCAAUCAAGAAGAAUACAAGAAGAUGGUGGAGAAGUUGUACAAGCCUCCAAGCGCAUAGUUCUGAGAAGGAGACUGCAUAAUUUUUUUUUUCUUAUUGUAGAAGGGAAGGAUGGAACAAAGCUUUUCAUUUUCAUAACCUUUUUUCAUCUGUGCUUUCUCAAUGGAAUGAAUGAAUACAUCAUUGCUCUCA
Molecule: messenger RNA, 923 nt
Organism: Manihot esculenta (cassava)
Lineage: Eukaryota; Viridiplantae; Streptophyta; Magnoliopsida; Malpighiales; Euphorbiaceae
Product: ubiquitin-conjugating enzyme E2 20
Exons: 6
Coding region: 249-791 (180 amino acids)
Source: RefSeq, a predicted model, not a curated record